This is a messenger RNA of Liolophura sinensis, 4650 nucleotides long. Its product is annotated as protein Wnt-11b-2-like. NCBI's taxonomy places the organism in Eukaryota, Metazoa, Mollusca, Polyplacophora, Chitonida, Chitonidae. Gene Ontology annotation, molecular function: cytokine activity; frizzled binding. Gene Ontology annotation, biological process: neuron differentiation; multicellular organism development; canonical Wnt signaling pathway. Bases 915 to 1988 code for a protein of 357 amino acids. Gene Ontology annotation, cellular component: extracellular region. The record is from RefSeq and is a predicted model, not a curated record. The transcript has 5 exons.
UUCGCUUACCUGAGUCGACACCUGUCCCAGGCCUAUCACAACUCACCUGAACUACACCGCUCACCUUUAGGUGUACCGCACCGAUGAGCUGUUGUUUGUAGUCUAACUGUCGUGACUGAACAGAAGGCUACCUGUCAUCCUGACUGGCGAAAUACGACUGAUUAGGGCUUCGAAAAUGUCAGAUUAUCUUCUCAGUAGCUCGUAGAGAUGCGACACGAGUGAAGUGGAGAAACUAUCUUAAUUACUGAGAAAGUUGACGACACUUUCACACUGUGCUCUCAGAGCGUGCGUGUAUAUUUAGUUAUAUUUCCUCGCUCUGUCAGAUCAGAUCAGUUUAGUUCGGUUCAAACAGCCAGACUUGGAGGCUGUGGAAUUGUUUGGAGUUGUAAGGAGAUUGGAAAUUUUACGAAAAAGGACUUUUAAUGAUGGAAACAGCUUGUGAACGUGUAGUUGCUUGUUAAUCGAAGAGUCGUAGGCCUGAACUCGACUCCUUGGCGCUGAGAGAGGGGCCGUGAUCUUCGGGACAGGCGAAUCCGCCCCCAGUGAAACUAUAAAUUACGCUCCAUGGAGAAUUUUAUGAGCGUGCGUCUGUGGUUAGGGGUAAAGCAAUACCACCCUAGCCAUUAAUCUAUGUCUGCUUCCAUCUCUAUUCUCUCUCCCUUUCUCCCUCUCUCCUUGCCGGAGUGUGGAACAGGACAGGUCGACUUAGACGGCCACAGGACAGCGACCUGGCGGAAUAUUUUCACGUGACAAGUCGUGAAUUGUUACAACUACCGGCGUCCGUUGUUACCCGUACAUCAGACGUUUUGGGGUCCGCCGUUCAGGGAAGAGAGUUCGGGGCCUGACCCCCUCGUUUUGAUCAUCUCUGGGGGCAGGAGAGGGUCCCUGACCCGCCCCGAGUCCCAUACAGCGACAUGAACCUCCCCACCCAGACCUUUCUCCGACUGCUAGUCAUUCUGCUACUCUGGGCGGACCGACGAUGUUCGGCAUUGAAGUGGUUAGCAUUGUACAAGAACAAACAGCGACAUUGGAAUUCAACGCAGCAUUGUGUGAAAUCAAGACAAUAUGGACUGGUCUCGAACCAAAUCAAAAUAUGCAAGCAGCAUUUAGACCUCAUGCCCACAGUGCGAUUGUCCACCAAGAUGGCGGUGGAGACAUGUCAGACACAGUUCUCAGACCGACGGUGGAACUGUUCCUCCGCCGGAUUGGCCCCCAAGCUGUCACGUGACCUUACGACAGGUACGCGGGAACAAGCGUAUGUGUACGCAGUGUCGUCUGCUUCUCUCGUGCACGCCGUUGCGCGCGCAUGCAGUAUUGGAGUGACGACAAAGUGUAGCUGCGGUGCGUUACCAAACAGCCCGCCAGAUGGAGACUUCAAAUGGGGAGGUUGUGGAGAUGACGUGCAAUUCGGCCUUUUAUUCAGCGAUAUAUUUACAGAGGCACCGAUGACCAAAAAGGGCAAACGGAAAACAGGCAAAAAGGCUGCCAUCAACAGACACAAUAAUAACGCAGGCCGACGGGUCGUCGCCAACAGCCUGACAACGGCCUGCAAGUGUCAUGGCGUCUCCGGGUCCUGUUCCAUAAAGACCUGCUGGAGAGCUCUUCCGGAUUUCGACAAAAUCGGCGCCACUCUGAAAAAACAGUACGCCGUGGCGGUGGAAGUGGCUUAUCGUCGGGUUAACAAAGUCAAGCAGUUCAUACCGCUGAAUCCGCAGAUCAGGAACAUCCGCGGCGACGAACUACUUUACUACACGAAAUCACCCGAUUACUGCAACCCAGACAAGAAGACAGGCUCAGUGGGUACAACCGGCAGAUUCUGUGACAUAGAGAGCAAAGGUUCAGGCGGCUGUCUGUCAAUGUGCUGUGGGCGGGGCUACACCAGUUUCACCAUGGAGAUCAUAGAACGUUGUGAAUGCAAGUACUAUUGGUGUUGUUACGUUAAAUGUAAGGAGUGUCCGAAAACGUUACAUCUCAACCAGUGCAGAUAGAAACUGAUUGACAGCAAAAUCAGCGUAUCAGGAGAGAGAGUGCUGAGAUAGUACCACCUGACCGUCGAGCCUCGGUUUGGAAACGCCGGCCAUGCAAUUAUAUUGGAACGUUUUGUAUGCGAGGGUGUCACGUGAUAAAACGCAUCCUUGACUACGCGUCACAGCAUGGUGUAGAAAAAGAGGAAGAGUGCGCGAGAUUGAUGACGUAGUUCAUACUCUUAUGUGAUACUGUGGAGGAUGUGGGGGUAUUGUAUAAAUUAGGCAAAUGACUGUGACGUCAUAGCCCCGAAUUAUUUAAGCAAUAAUUUGUAAAACAUCUUUAUUUUCUUCUUCUGGAAACAUGAAUUGGAAAUUGUUCGGGUGACCUUCCAGUACGUCGAAAACUAUAUAUCAUAUGCAGCAAAAUGUGCCUACAGAAAGACACAAAGAGCAGACACGUUGUAUGGGGGUGCCAUCUUGGACGCGGACUAGUUUAUUGUCCUCAACGUGAGGACUACUUCAGAGAAAACCCCUUCCAAUUUGGAAAAAAGUGAAACUUUAAGACUAAUGCUACAAAGAUGGAGGGAGCUUCCUGGAAUUGGUGGAAGAAGUUGGCAAUUGUUUUACCGCUCAUCUGACUCAGCCAGGAUAAUCUAACACUGAACUGCAUGUAAAGCAAUGGCGUCGCACCGUGUGGAUUAGUAGUCUGUCACAGCAUUGCUUGUUCCCGGCGGAAGAGGGCUAGAAACCUCCAUCUACAGGAUGAGUUCUGAUUGAUCGAUUUAGCAUGAGAAUUGAACGUGCUGUAGCGAUCAAAGGUUUAUUUACAGUGCGUUUAGCAAAACUACGGUCUCAGCACGUCGGGUUUUUGUCGCGUCCGAAUUUGCCUAAUUCUGAACGUGAAGCUUAGUGUGGAUUCUACUGGAGGUUCCUUCAGCGACCAUCGAUUUGAUACCGAUGUACAGAGCAUCGAAACUGGUUCCGGCCAAGUGCCUGUACUCUAGGAAUAACUCUGGUCAUUGGAGUUUUCCUUCUCUAAUCAUAUGGCCAUGACAAAUCACAACUGACCUCUUUCUCAACUGGACACUGAUCACAGCUGAUUUUGCUCACGAACUGAGUCAUAUCACUGUAUAUACUUAAGCCCACCGGUUUGCAUCUCCGUGAAGAUACCUGUUUGUACCUUCAGAGAGAAUCUGUCGAAAUGUCCUACUUCUCUUAGAAUAACACAUUUACUGCUUUGAACGAUGUACAUUUUAUGGUGUCUUUCUUGUUAAUUUUUUUUUUACAUUUAAUUAUUAUCAUUUUGAAAAGAAAGGAGGAUAUUUUGUGCAAAUAUUUUUAGUGUUCAUCCCUCGAUGGAUAAGCCAUAAACUAUAGCAUGAUAUCAACAUACACAUGCUGAAUACAUUAAGGGAAAAGCCAGUGCAUUUAUUUCUUUCAACAUGGCGAACUGGCACCUGGGAUUUGCCAAUGGAUAUAGCAAUAUUCUGAAACAAACAUAUUACGUGGCAGCAAUUCCGGACAAAUGGACUUCUGGACUCAAGGGAAAAGUGUUUAAGAAGAACCCUCUUCUUAAGUCAAUGGACUGUAUUUAUCGUUGCAUUUAUGAGACAUUCAUGGCAAAAAAAUGGCCUGCAAAAAUACGAUGAGAAAAGAAAAGCGAAACUAUGCAUCACAGCACAUAUUUAUACUGGAACAAUGCUGUGUCUGUUAAUUUCGUGUGGUCUUACAUGUCUGCGUAUUGACAACCUCCCAGCCAAUUGUGUACAUAUAAUGUAUAGAAUACUCUGUCAGAGUGUAUUUAUGUUACAAAUCCUUAAGCCUUAGACUAAACUCUCAUAGAAACCCCUGCGUCAUGACAAACCUUUCACUGUAUUAGCGCAGCUCAGCUCUCUCCGCUGUGAAGUAUAUGUAUACGCAUUUGGCUUCGUUAAACCUUUGGAAUAUUUCCAUUGUGUGAGAAAUGGAAAAUAUUUCCAGUGUGUGAAUAGUGGAACAUUUCCAGUGUGUGAUCAACAUAAAAAUCCAGCAUAACCUUGCUUGGGCUUUGUCAUUUUGCUUUAUUUGAUAACAGAAUUUGUUUUUUUUUUUUCAGCUAUAUUGAUUGUGACGAAAUUUCUGGUUAUUUGAUUUUUAAAUGAGUGUUUUCUGGGUAUUAGCGUAGUUUACGAACAUUCACUGCCAUUUUGAGCGGUGUUGAAGAUACAUGUAAGAUUUGUGUCAACGGCUCUUGGUGCAAAACUAGUUGAAAAACAGAAGCAGUAUGAAGUUACACUACAAUAUAAUUAUUUCUCACAAUGUUUGGUAUUUAGUUAAUUAAAUCUAUAUUCGAAAUCGUCGAAGUUAUAGCCUUUAGAUUUACAGCCUUUCUUGAUGGUUAAGUGAGGAAUCGGUUUACCAUCAUGAGGCAAUCUUACAAUGUCACAUUUUCUUAAUUGGAAACAAUUCUACUUCUUUCUACUACGAUUUCUGUCAAUCGUAAUGAGAUUAGAAUAAAAUGACCAGGAAUUCUGGGUUUGUUCAACACUUGUUCAUCAACAGUUCCCACGCUUUGAUGAUCGCCCCCUUACUGAUGUCUGUUCUCUUUUUCCAAUUUGUUGAUAUAUGCAUAUAAUGAUGAAAUCUUGGAGCUUUUCUGUCUUAUUGGAAAUAGAUGUAAAAUAUAGGAGAAGUAAAGCUUUUG